Molecule: messenger RNA, 429 nt
Organism: Pelobates cultripes (western spadefoot toad)
Lineage: Eukaryota; Metazoa; Chordata; Amphibia; Anura; Pelobatidae
Source: the annotation of a GenBank genome assembly
AUGGAUGAAAUCAUAGACUCUUACAACUAUCUAUCCGACCAAUACACCAGUGUGGCGUACAAAGUGGCAGAUUUCCAACUAAAACUAGCAGACGUGGAGGACCGCUCUUGCCGCAACAAUGUGCACAUAUGGGGCAUUCCAGACUCUGUGUCAGCAGCAAACCUGGAGGAAUAUUUUAAGUCCUACCUUGUCUACAUUUUGACAGACCUCCCUGCCUGUGACAGAAUCAUUGACCGGAUACACCGGCUUCCUGAAGGCCAUAAUGCACCUCCGGAGCCUUCGAAGGAUACUAUAGAGUGGAUCCACUUCUUCCAUCAUAAAAAUAAGCUCAUGUUGACUUGCAGAAUGCCCAGAAGAGUGCCUGACAAAUAUGUCGCUAUUGCCAUAUACUCAGACCCCUCAAGUCCAUUACUACAUCUGCUUACCUAG